AAGGACCAAAAUAAACUAUAAAUGUGUUCGAUCUGCACAACGCCAAAGAUCGCACUCUUAUUUCGCAAUAUUGGACAGUGAAAAUUGAUUUAUCGCGAUUUGAAUACGAACAUCCUCAAACAUGAAUGUUUUAGAACCGCUGGUUUCCGUGGAUUUCGAAGUUUUCGGCAAAGUUCAAGGAGUGUUUUUCACCAAAUAUCUCAAAGAAAUGAGCGAACAAUUAAACCUAAACGGUUGGUGUAAAAACACCAAACAAGGCACAAUUUGCGGGAAAAUUCAAGGACCCAAACCAGGAAUAGAUCAGAUGGUAGUCUGGCUGACUAGUAUAGGAUCACCCGGUAGUGUAAUUGAACGUUGUAAUCUUACCAAUUGGCAGACACUGGCAAAGCCUGAAAUCAAAGGGUUUUCCAUAAGGUUUUAAGCUUUUUUUUUUGAUAGAUCUGCAGUCGGAAGAAACGACUUCACCUAAAUGAUUACUUGACCAUUCACGGAUGUACAUAAAUUUUGUAUUUUCUUUCUUUUACCUUUACAAUUAAUGAAUAAACUCAUUCGCUACUAA
Coccinella septempunctata (seven-spotted ladybird) is the source of this 559-nucleotide messenger RNA. RefSeq names its product acylphosphatase-2-like. Gene Ontology annotation, molecular function: acylphosphatase activity. The coding region runs from base 122 to 421 and encodes 99 amino acids. NCBI's taxonomy places the organism in Eukaryota, Metazoa, Arthropoda, Insecta, Coleoptera, Coccinellidae. The record is from RefSeq and is a predicted model, not a curated record. The transcript has 3 exons.